Messenger RNA from Didymosphaeria variabile, 1794 nucleotides. RefSeq lists its product as uncharacterized. The transcript has a single exon. Bases 1 to 1794 code for a protein of 597 amino acids. NCBI's taxonomy places the organism in Eukaryota, Fungi, Ascomycota, Dothideomycetes, Pleosporales, Didymosphaeriaceae. The record is from RefSeq and is a predicted model, not a curated record.
AUGCUCUCAUAUCGAGAAUACUUCUUACGUCCUCCAACCAACAAGAAGGCCAGCGAAUCGACCGACACCAUGCUCGCCGUGGUGCCCAACGGCCUGUUUUCAGACCUGAAGGACACACAUCAGCACUAUGCCGACACCUUCGGAUCCGUGGGCUACAUACUGCCCGUAGCCUACUCCUCCCUCUCCCCCUGGCUCACAGGCCGACCCGUGGGCCCCCUCCGCAUCAAUUUUCCCCUCAUUCGCAACUGGUUAAAGCAUUGCAAAAACAAUCACAGCUGCACAUCGCGCUGGUCGCGACCCUCAGACCUCCACUUGAUUGAUUGCAAGUCGCUCGACAUUGUCACCGCCCCGCCAAAUUGCAACUACUUUGCCUUGAGCUACGUAUGGGGAAAAAAAGGAUCAGAGUCCACCCCAGCUCCCGCAUCUUCGCAACGCCCAACCCCCAGCACCCGCGAUCUUCUUCGCGCCGCCGCCCCUGUCGUUCGCGACGCCAUCAAAGUCGUCCAAAGUCUUGGCUCAAGGUACCUAUGGGUCGACCAGUACUGCAUCCCCCAGACGGACCCCAUGCUCAAGGCCGAACAGAUUGCGAAAAUGGAUCUGAUCUACGAAGGCGCAUACUGCACUAUCGUCGCCGCCUCGGGGUCCAGCGACCAAGCCGGGCUCCAUGGAGUCAGCAUUGCGCGGUACGCGCAACCCUCCUUCACGCUGGAUGGCUACGACGUGCGUCUCGUUUCUUCUUUACCAGACCCGCAGGCCGCGAUAAAGGCUUCGACGUGGAUGACGCGGGCUUGGACCUAUCAGGAAGCACUCUGUUCAGCGCGUCGCCUCGUCUUUAACCCGCAUCAGGUCUACUUUGAAUGCAAAUCCAUGCACAGUUGCGAAGCGGUCGAGCUCCCGCUUUCCCUGCUCUCGGGCCAGCAUGCCAGUCCUGUCCUCUUCAGCGAUGAGUGGCUCGCAGGCACGCAUCGCUUCGGUGCCCUGAGCGCUUUCUGGGCCGUCGUAAAAGCGUACUCGCUGCGUUGCAUGACGUUCGAUUCUGACUCUCUUGCGGCGCUCGAGGGCAUCCUGCGAAGAUUCCAGGCCAGUCCCGCAUUUGUGUACAACAUCUUUGGCAUACCAUUGGUCCUGGAAGACGGGCCCAAAGGGAAUAAGGACGCGCUGCUCGACGCCCGGCUCUUCGUUGCGGGACUGUCCUGGCACCAUGGCGGCAUGGCGCGGCGGAGGAAGCAGUUUCCCAGCUGGACGUGGGCGGGAUGGGAGGGCGGCGUACAAUUGCAGCGCACGUUCGGGCGUGAGGGGUACAUGAGUGAUGUGCGGCUGUGGGUGCAUGGUGCGGACGAUGUGACGUCCCCGUGGGAUUUGUUCUGGGAAGGUUUCUGGGGGCCUGCUGGGAAGGCGAAAUGCUAUGCGCGGUUCGUGUGCUUGAUCAUCGAGGCAGACGUGUUCAAAGUGCAGCUUGUGCCGAGGGUGUACCCGCAAAGUCCGAGUGCGGUAACGGCGGCGAAGAGUGCCAUCUGCGAUAUGGUGAGCCCGUACGACUCAACCGUCAAGUAUUCAUCCGUCAUGUUGCCGGUAGGUUUGGUGAACGAGACCAAGAUUGCGACGGAGCUUUGGGAUUGUGUGAUGCUGGGAGCAAAAUCCAAGGGCGGGAAUCCGGAUAUCAUGCUCCUUCGGUGGGACGUUGAUGUCGCGGAGAGGAUAUGGGUGGGCACACUUUGGUCUCAGAAGAGCCAUGAAAAACUGUCGAGGGCUGAUUUUCCGCCUUGCUUGAGAAAGAAAUUCAAAUUGGGUUAG